Messenger RNA from Diatraea saccharalis (sugarcane borer), 496 nucleotides. Lineage: Eukaryota; Metazoa; Arthropoda; Insecta; Lepidoptera; Crambidae. The record is from the annotation of a GenBank genome assembly.
UUCAAAGAGAUUAUUGCUUUUUCGUCGCUUUCGUCUUUAGAAUUAUGUAAACGCGUGUGGAGACGAAACAUUGUACAAUAAUUUGAACCUAUUACAGUAGUCUUUUUUUAAUUCGUCAUGGCUAAAGACAAGAAAGAUAACGAAGAUGAAUUCUCCGCUAAACUGGAUAUGUGCCUUACUGAUGGCAUAGUAAAAACCGGGAGUGGUGUAUUACUUGGAGCCUUAACUUCAGUUCUAUUCUUCCGAAGACGGAGGUGGCCAAUAAUUGCAGGCAUGGGAAUGGGAAUAGGCAUAGCAUAUGCAAACUGCGAGUAUGAACUCAAUCCAAAGAAAAAUGCAGCCUAAGACCUGUAUUAUAUGGUGGAUAGUCAACUUGCAUUUAAGUGACAUUUUUGAUCGAUGGAGCUGGCCCUGUAGACAUUUUCUUUAGAAAAUAAUGUAAUUUGUUUGUGUACAAAUGAUUAUCAUGUUGUAAUAAAUGUGUUUUAUUUAUUUC